Molecule: messenger RNA, 1334 nt
Organism: Nelumbo nucifera (sacred lotus)
Lineage: Eukaryota; Viridiplantae; Streptophyta; Magnoliopsida; Proteales; Nelumbonaceae
Source: RefSeq, a predicted model, not a curated record
CUUGCGUGACAAGUAAAAUGGACAUAUUUAAGAGACCAAAAUGUCCACUUCAUUUUUCUUUUUUAUUCAGGGAGUACGGGUCUCCACUUUAAAAGGAAGAAAAUGGAUGCAGGAGAGGGUUGGGGGUCUAGGAAUAAGGUAGGACGCAAGGAAUUUAUAAGGGCAUCUUUUUGUCCUAAAUAUCAAUAAAAGAUAAUAUUUUUAUAAAAUAAAGUAACUUUUUCUCAAAAAUAUGAACAAAAUACUGUUCAUCGUCUUCCUCUUCUUCUCCUUCACUCUCUUCUCUCUCUUGCUUUUCUUACUGAGACUGAAGCUCUGGUGUAACUGUAACGUUUGUCGUAGUUAUCUCACCGCAAGCUGAUCGAUUGAAUUCGACAAUCUCUGCGACUGGUAUACCCAUCUCCUCAAGAAGUCUCCUAGCAAGACCAUACAUGUCCAUGUGCUCAGAAACACGAUUACAGCCAAUCCGGAUAACGUCACGAGGUUUGAAAAUUACCCAAAAGGAAAGCCUUUCUCCAUGAUCCUAGGUGACCUCUUGGGUCGUGGCAUCUUCAACGUCGACGAAGAUACAUGGAAGUUUCAGCGGAAACUAGCGAGUCUAGAGCUGGGUAGCAUCUUGAUAAGAUCAUUCGCCUUCGAGAUAGUCACCACCGAGAUCAAGCGUCGGCUUGUCCCGCUCUUAUCGUGGACUGCCGGCAAAGGACGCGUGCUAGAUUUACAGGACGUGUUUCGAAGAUUCACAUUCGAUAACAUUUGUCGAUUCUCGUUCGGACUAGACCCCGGUUGCCUGGAGCUAUCGCUUCCCAUCUCAGAGUUCGCAAUGGCCUUUGAUUUGGCGUCCAGAUUAUUAGCUCAACGAGCGUUGUCUCUAUCUCCGCUUAUCUGGAAGAUAAAGCGGCUGUUGAAUUUGGGGUCGGAGAAAAAGCUGAAGAAGGCUAUCCAAUUAAUCAACGUCCUCACAAAAGAGGUUAUCAGACAAGGUCGAAUUCAAUCUACCAGCUCGAGGUGCGAUAACUACGACAGACGUUACAGUUACACCAGAGCUUCAGUCUCAGUAAGAAGAGCAAGAGAGAGAAGAGAGAGAAGGAGAGGGCGAACGAGAGGAUGAGGAAGACGAAGAAUAUUGUCAUUGCCCUUCCUUCCUUGAUAUUUUUCAAAAAAAAAGUUACUUUAUUCAGAGCAAAAUGUUGUCCUUCUCUCUGCUAGAAACCCAAUUCAAAUUAACUGAACUUGUAAAGGCUGUGGAACAAAUAAGUAUGUCCUAAGCCUAAACCUGGUAUAAAUUAAAUACUAAGCGAGAGAUUGAAUAGUUGUGAGCCAUAUCCAUUUUAUGA